AUGUUAUUAGUAGUAUUCUGGUUGCAGUGCCGCGAGUUGCCGCCGGAGCCGCAGGUGCUGGCGGGGCCGCGCGGGGCGGGCGGGGCGGAGGCGCCGGCGCGCGCGCACCUCGUGCACGACCUCGCGCACCUGCCCGACCACGGCCAGGAGAAGCCGAUCAACCUGGAGCGCGCGGAGCAGCUGCUGGCGGCGCCGGCCUGCGCCCCCGAUAUCCCGGCCUUCGCCCCCGUGCACGCCGUGGUGUCGGAUUUGAACGUUGAUGCAAAACUUUUCAUUCCACCAUACGAUAGAUAUAGGAAAUAUCGUUCUUUGGCACAGAUUGAGGAGUUAAAAGAAUUCAAAGAAAAGGAAGCAAAAAUUGCGGCCAUCAGCAAAGACAACGAGCUGAUCAAGUCCGAGGUGCUGGACAAGCUCAAGCAGGCGUCGCGCGCGCCCACGCCACCCGCUCCCGCGCCCGCGCCCGCUCCCGCUCCCGCGCCCGCGCCCGCCGCCGCUGACGCCGACGACGCCAAGAAGACGCAGAGGAAGCGCAAGAUCUCCGACAAGGAGCGCAAGGAGGCGGCGCCGGCGCCGCCCGGGCCGACGCUGGAGCAGCCGGCGCCCGCGCGCGCGCCCGCCAAAUCCAAGAGCGUCAAGAUGGCCGCCGAACCUCCCAAUCUCAAAAAUGUAAUUUACAAGAAUGUAAAUUACAGGAAGUUUUACGACGCGGAAAAAUCGCGCAAGCAACCCAAAAUGAAAUUUAAGAAGCAUAAAUAGUUUUUUUAAGCGAAACGACGGAAUAUAUUAUCGUAUAUACUUUUUACUUAUAAA
Messenger RNA from Ostrinia furnacalis (Asian corn borer), 810 nucleotides. Its product is annotated as brain acid soluble protein 1 homolog. The transcript has 6 exons. Lineage: Eukaryota; Metazoa; Arthropoda; Insecta; Lepidoptera; Crambidae. The record is from RefSeq and is a predicted model, not a curated record. Bases 1 to 756 code for a protein of 251 amino acids.